GAAAAAUAUUAUUCCCUCUCCCUCGCCUUCUGUAAACCUUUCUUCCCUUUCCUUCAUCAAACACUUUUUAAUUCUCUGAAAAAAAGAGAAGUUAAAAAAAACUAAAAACUUACAAUCUCUUCAGGGGCGAGAGAUCUUUUCCCAUCUAAUUCUAUUUCUGAAUCUAUAGUCGAAUUACUCAUUCGAUUUUUUAUACAAUGGCUGCCAACGGCUCUACCUACGCUCUCUCUCAAGAGCAUAAGGAUCUGCUCGAGAAGUCUCUCGUCGACUCCGACCCGGAGGUCGCGGAAAUUAUGAAAAAGGAAAUUCAACGACAGCGGGAGUCCAUCAUCUUAAUUGCCUCUGAAAAUGUUACUUCGCGCGCUGUAUUCGAUGCUCUUGGCUCUCCUAUGUCCAACAAGUACUCGGAAGGUUACCCCGGUGCUCGAUACUACGGUGGAAACCAGCACAUCGACCAGGUCGAGCUUCUCUGCCAGAAGCGUGCUCUUCAGACUUUCCACCUCGACCCCGAACAAUGGGGUGUCAAUGUCCAGUGCCUCAGUGGUAGCCCUGCAAACUUGCAAGUCUACCAGGCUAUCAUGCCUCCUGGAGGCCGAUUGAUGGGUCUGGACCUCCCCCACGGUGGUCAUCUGAGUCACGGAUACCAAACCCCCUCACGAAAGAUCUCGGCAGUUUCGACUUACUUCGAGACCAUGCCUUACCGAGUAAACCUCGACACUGGCAUUAUUGACUACGACAGACUUGAGGAGAACGCUCAACUAUUCCGCCCCAAGGUUCUCGUCGCUGGUACCUCUGCGUACUGCCGUGAGAUUGACUAUGCGCGCAUGAGGAAGAUUGCUGAUUCGGUCGGAGCUUAUCUCGUUGUCGAUAUGGCUCACAUCUCCGGCCUGAUCGCAGCUGAGGUUAUCAAGUCUCCUUUCCCCCACGCCGAUAUAGUUACUACUACAACUCACAAGUCGCUCCGUGGCCCCCGUGGUGCCAUGAUCUUCUUCCGAAAGGGUGUCCGAAGCACCGAUCCCAAGACUGGCAAGCAGACCUUCUACGAUCUGGAGUCUGCUAUCAACUUUUCCGUCUUCCCCGGCCACCAGGGUGGUCCUCACAACCACACCAUCACUGCUCUAGCCGUUGCCUUAAAGCAAGCCCAGACUCCUGAAUUCAAGGCGUACCAGGAGAAGGUCGUGUCUAACGCCAAGACUUUGGAGAACAAGUUCAAGGCUCUUGGCUACAAGUUGGUAUCUGACGGUACCGACUCUCACAUGGUUCUCCUAGACCUGAGACCCCAGGCCGUUGACGGUGCCCGUAUUGAAGCCGUCUUGGAGCAGAUCAACAUCGCUUGCAACAAGAACGCUACACCCGGCGACAAGUCCGCCUUGACACCGUACGGUAUUCGUAUUGGAACACCAGCUAUGACCUCGCGUGGAUUCGGAGAGCAAGACUUCGAGCGUGUUGCUGGCUACAUCGACGAGAGCAUCAAAAUAGCUAAGGAGGUCCAGGCUAGCCUACCCAAGGAAGCUAACAAGCUCAAGGACUUCCGAGCUAAGCUGUCCGAGGGAGACAACACCAGAAUCAACGCUCUUAGGAAGGAGAUCGCUUCUUGGUCCCAGACCUUCCCUCUUCCCGUCGAGGGAUGGAGACUGGAUGCAGGCAUCUAGGUUACCACGUACGUGAAUGAAUUACGAUGAACACCGGAGAGGUAUUGUUCAACAUAUAGAUCUGGGGGCGAAAGAGGGGCAACUCAACUUUUCUCUGGUUUGUGGAAACGGGAUAGGCUUCAUUACGGAAAAGAAUUUAAGGAUGAUAAAAGAGGACAGUUGCAUGCAUUCAUCAGGCGUUGCAAAUAUCAUAAGUGCUUCGGAGUUUGGUACAGCUCUGGGGUCUGGGUCUUCGGCGGCACUGCUUCAACGCAGUAGAUUAUAAGGAAUUGAUAUCCAUUCGAUGUUUUUUUAUGUGUAGAUAAUAAGGAAGAUAGGAUGAUGCCCAUACAAGGAUAAAUCUCAAUGGGAUAUAAGCUACACGUUUCGUGUAGCAGUGGCAUUCCUCAAGUAUCAACUUCUAUAAGUAAAACUAAUGGUGACGAUAGUGGGUAAAUUUCCCCCUCAUACUUGCUCUGCUCCAUCUAUCACGUCAUACCACAGU
Daldinia caldariorum is the source of this 2136-nucleotide messenger RNA. RefSeq names its product serine hydroxymethyltransferase. Gene Ontology annotation, biological process: folic acid metabolic process; L-serine catabolic process; tetrahydrofolate interconversion. Bases 198 to 1652 code for a protein of 484 amino acids. Gene Ontology annotation, cellular component: cytoplasm. Gene Ontology annotation, molecular function: zinc ion binding; cobalt ion binding; pyridoxal phosphate binding. The transcript has 4 exons. The record is from RefSeq and is a predicted model, not a curated record. NCBI's taxonomy places the organism in Eukaryota, Fungi, Ascomycota, Sordariomycetes, Xylariales, Hypoxylaceae.